AUGAAAAACUGCACCAGAGUAAGAGAAUUUGUAUUCCUUGGCCUAACCAUGGAUCGAGCAAUGAGCUGGUUCCUGUUUUUUCUGCUGCUUCUGCUGUACGUGGCAACUCUGCUGGGAAAUCUCUUCAUCAUGGUCACAGUGACCUGGGAGUCUCGCCUUCACACCCCCAUGUACUUCCUGCUCCGCAAUCUAUCUAUUGCCGAUAUCUGCUUCUCCUCCAUCACGACUCCCAAGCUGCUAGUAGACCUUCUCUCUGAGAGCAAGACCAUCUCCUUCAAUGGAUGCCUGGUUCAGAUGUUUUUCUUUCACCUCAUCGGAGGCAUGGAUGUGGCUACUCUGUCAGUGAUAGCACUCGAUCGGUACAUGGCCAUCUCCAGGCCCCUGCACUAUGUGACCAUCAUGAGUACAGGUGCUUGCACUGGGUUAAUAGUGGCUUGCUGGUUGUCAGGUUUUGUCCACUCCAUCGUUCAGAUCGCCCUCUUUCUCCCUCUUCCAUUCUGUGGAUCCAACGUGCUUGACACUUUCUACUGCGAUGUCCAGCAGGUCCUCGAACUCGCCUCUACAGACAUUUUUGUUCUUGAAAUGCUGAUGAUUUCCAAUAAUGGGCUGCUCACCACACUGUGGUUUUUCUUGCUCCUGCUUUCCUAUUUUAUCAUAUUAUUAUUAAUAAGAGCUCAGGCAGGGGAAGGCAGGAAGAAAGCCAUCUCCACCUGCACCUCUCAUGUCACCGUGGUGACCCUGCACUUUGUGCCCUGCAUCUACAUCUAUGCCCGGCCUUUCUCUGCUCUCCCCACAGAUAAGCCCAUCCAUGUUACCUUGACAGUCAUCUCCCCUCUGCUCAACCCCUUAAUCUACACCCUGCGGAACCAGGAGAUGAAGUCAGCCAUGCAGAGACUCAGGAAGAGAUUGUCUGUAUGUUCACACAAACAAAUUCAAAACAAAAUGAAAUAG
Molecule: messenger RNA, 951 nt
Organism: Cavia porcellus (domestic guinea pig)
Lineage: Eukaryota; Metazoa; Chordata; Mammalia; Rodentia; Caviidae
Product: olfactory receptor 4D10-like
Exons: 2
Coding region: 1-951 (316 amino acids)
Biological process (GO): G protein-coupled receptor signaling pathway
Cellular component (GO): plasma membrane
Molecular function (GO): G protein-coupled receptor activity; olfactory receptor activity
Source: RefSeq, a predicted model, not a curated record